Lindgomyces ingoldianus is the source of this 1368-nucleotide messenger RNA. RefSeq lists its product as uncharacterized. Gene Ontology annotation, molecular function: lipoyltransferase activity. Bases 1 to 1317 code for a protein of 438 amino acids. The record is from RefSeq and is a predicted model, not a curated record. Lineage: Eukaryota; Fungi; Ascomycota; Dothideomycetes; Pleosporales; Lindgomycetaceae. The transcript is spliced from 2 exons. Gene Ontology annotation, biological process: protein lipoylation. Gene Ontology annotation, cellular component: cytoplasm; mitochondrion.
AUGGCACCCUCACGGGGCCUGCACCACCUCCUCUACAUCUUAAACCCCCAAAUUGCCCUCCGAAAUACUCGCCGCACAUUCUCCUCCUUCACAGAAACCCUCGCCAACCCGACCAAAAAGGUCCAGACCUACAUCUCCCGUUCCACCAACCCAUUUCUGAACCUCUCAAUCGAAGACCACAUCCUCCGCACUUCAUCCCCAUCUUCCGUAAUACUCUUCCUCUACACAAAUGCGCCCUGCGUUGUCAUUGGCAGAAACCAGAACCCCUGGCUGGAAGUUAACUUGCCCAUUCUCCGCCCAUGCCCUCCGAAAGCCCAGAAGUCGACAGGAAUAGAGAUAGGCAUAGAACAGCCCGGCCUUGGGCCCAUCUCUCUUGUCCGCCGACGCUCCGGUGGCGGCACUGUAUUCCACGACAAGGGGAAUGUGAAUUGGAGCGUGACAUCGCCGCGCGUGGCAUUCACGCGGGAUAAGCAUGCAGAGAUGGUGGUGAGGGCGUUAAGAAAGCUGGGGGUUGGGCGUGCGAGGGUGAAUGAGAGGCAUGAUAUCGUUUUGGAUCAAGGGAAGAGGGGGCGGGAUAUUGAUGCGAUGGAUACGCAUCGUACGCCGUAUAUGGAUGAGACUGGAGAGGAAAUGAGGAAGCCGUUAAAGGUGUCGGGGUCCGCGUAUAAGCUUACGAGAGGACGGGCGUUACAUCAUGGUACGGCGUUGCUCGCGUCGCCCAAUUUGGAUGUUAUUCCGCAGUAUUUGCACUCUCCCGGUAAGCCGUUUAUCAAUGCGAAGGGUGUGGAGAGCGUCAGUUCCCCGGUUGGAAAUAUCGGGCUUGACACUUCGGUGUUUCAGAAGCAAGUAUCGGAACAAUUCGCCGCCAUGUAUGGUAGCGGCAACGAAAGAGUGCCUGUGCAGAUGGUUGGCGAAGAGCAUCUGUACAUCCCGGAAAUCAAGAAAGGAUAUGAUGAACUGCGGACAGCGGACUGGGUUUAUUCGCAGACGCCGGGGUUUACGGUGACGAAUGAAAUUAGCCAGGAUACACACUACAACGAAAAGUCACGAUUAGCGUCUAAAAUACAGACCCCAGAUUUCCAAAUCAGCAUGGCUGUCCGCCAUGGCGUCAUCAAGGACUGCAAGAUCGAAGAAACGCGAGUGCCGAUAGGCGAGCUGGAGGCCUUUCAGGCAAGCCUCCUAGAGCAGAAAUUACAGGACAUUCAAGACUGGCCAGCUUUCCUUCAUAGCAAGACUAGCUGCGAGAGCAAGGAACUAGCUGCUAUUGCUAAGUGGCUUGGUAAAAUUUUGUAUACACCAGAGAUACCCAGAGACUGAACACAUUGGCCGUUGAUACCUAUGGAAGUAGGAAAUACUGCAAACAAUUUG